UGUCAUCGGUGUAGACAAGCGAUGCAGAUUUUGAACUGAAACUUAUACGAUGCAGAUUCUUAACUGAUGCUUGAACGUUAUAAUUCACUAAUCUAAAUUUGACAAAUCUUCUCUCAGAAUUUGCCUAUAAAUUGGAGAGAUUUGUGAUGGAGUAGGAAAAAACACAAUCGAGACUCGAAAAAUAAAAAAACAAUGGAGCAGACUCUACUUCUCUAUGCAUUUCCAGCUUUUGUUUUGCCAGUGGUUUGCAUGAUGGAUGCAUUUCGUGUGCUUGUGGUUUCAAUGGUUUGUUUGGUGAUCUAUGUUGUUUAUGAUUUUAUCCUGAGACCGAAAUCGCUUCGAGCAAAGCUCGUGAAGCAAGGAGUGAAUGGCCCUGAGCCUACUCUCAUCCUCGGAAACUUUCCUGACAUAAAACAGAUUGGGGAUGAGGCGCAGGCUGCAGGGGCUAAAACUCGCGAUUCGAGUGAGGCGUUUUCGCUUGAUUGUUGCUCUAUUCUGCUACCAGAACUCAAAAAAUGGACCAAGGAAUUUGGAAAAACGUUCACUUUUGCACUUGGAAAGACGCAGUUUUUGUAUGUGGGAGAUCAUGAAUUGGUGAAAGAGAUGAGUACUUGCAAAUCACUAGACCUGGGAAAGCCGGCUUACAUGUGGAAGGAACGCGGGCCUCUUCUGGCCAGAGGUAUUCUCACGACGAGCAAGGAAGCUUGGGUGCACCAGAGGAAAACCAUCGCUCCUACUUUCUAUAUCGACAAAGUUAAGAACAUGGUUGGCAUAGCGGUUGAAUCUGGGAAAACGCUUGUUAAAGCAUGGGAGAAAGUGAUUGAAACUGAGGGUGGGAUUGCUGAUAUAAAAGUGGACGAUGAUGUGAAGACUUUCACCUCAAGUAUAUUCUCUAUGAUCAUGUUUGGCAGAUAUGAAGCUGCAGAAAAAGUCUUGUUUUCUAAGUGUAGGGAUCUCAUGGAGGUUUCUGGAUCACCAACGGUGGUAGAUGGCCGUCCUUUCCACAGAUUCUAUCCCACCAAGAAGCAUAGAGAGCAAUGGAGGCUAAGAAAGGAGAUAUACUCGAUCAUCAAAGACUUGGAGAAGAAAUAUAGAAGUCAGGGGGAAAGCAUAAUACAAAUUCUUGCAGAGGCUUCUAAUCAUGGAGAGCUCGGGUCCUGUUCACCUCAACAAUUUAUAGUUGAUAACUGCCAGGAGCUUUGCAUUGUAGGCCAGGAAGUCCCGGGCAACACUGCAAUUUGGGGUCUGAUGUUACUGGCAAUGCAUCCGGAAUGGCAGGAACGUGCUCGUGCUGAGGUGCUAGAAAUCUGUGGAGACCAGCCUUUAGAUAAUGAAAAGCUUAGCAAGAUGAAAUUAAUGAAGCUGAUAAUUAUGGAAAUUGUGAGGCUUUAUCCGGGAGUAGGAUUCACAGCCAGGGAGGCCUUAGCAGACGUGCAAAUAGGCAAGAGCGUGUGGGUUCCCAAAGGAGUGAACAUCUGGAUAUGGCCAGCAGCUCUGCACCGAGACCCGGAGCUCUGGGGUCCUGAUGCUCUCAAGUUCAACCCGGAGAGAUUUGCUAAUGGGACCCCAGCAGCCUGUAAGAUCCCGCAGUCAUACACACCAUUUGGCAUUGGUCCGCGAACAUGUCCUGGAAUGAACCUGGGAAUAAUGGAGCUCAAAGUUCUGUAUGCGCUGCUCCUGCCCAAGUUCUCUUUCUCGCUCUCGCCUAAUUAUCAGCAUGUUCCCAACUUUGAUGUUCUUCUGGAGCCCAAGUAUGGAGUUAGACUCCUUGUGCGCAGGGUCUGAUAUUGUACCUCAGAAUAAGCAUAACAUCUUUCAAGUUUCAUUGUAUUGUUUCUCAUAAACCGUGUCCUUUCAACAUAUAUGUUGAUAAACUAUUAUGUUGAAAAGUUUGGAUUCUAAUAAACGGUGAUUUUCAAUUUUUA
Molecule: messenger RNA, 1925 nt
Organism: Daucus carota subsp. sativus
Lineage: Eukaryota; Viridiplantae; Streptophyta; Magnoliopsida; Apiales; Apiaceae
Product: cytochrome P450 714C2
Exons: 5
Coding region: 193-1785 (530 amino acids)
Molecular function (GO): oxidoreductase activity, acting on paired donors, with incorporation or reduction of molecular oxygen; heme binding; iron ion binding
Source: RefSeq, a predicted model, not a curated record